Messenger RNA from Puma concolor (puma), 2529 nucleotides. It is a transcript of the gene ABCF1, whose product is annotated as ATP binding cassette subfamily F member 1. NCBI's taxonomy places the organism in Eukaryota, Metazoa, Chordata, Mammalia, Carnivora, Felidae. Gene Ontology annotation, molecular function: ATP hydrolysis activity; ATP binding. The record is from RefSeq and is a predicted model, not a curated record.
AUGCCGAAGGGACCCAAGCAGCAGCCGCCGGAGCCCGAGUGGAUUGGGGAUGGAGAGAGCACGAGCCCCACAGACAAAGUGGUGAAGAAAGGGAAGAAGGACAAGAAGACCAAAAAGACGUUCUUUGAGGAACUGGCAGUAGAAGAUAAACAGGCUGGGGAAGAAGAGAAAGUGCUCAAGGAGAAGGAGCAGCCGCAACAGCAACAGCAGCAGCAAAAAAAGAAACGAGACACCCGAAAAGGCCGGCGGAAGAAGGACGUAGACGAUGAUGGAGAAGAGAAAGAGCUCAUGGAGCGUCUUAAGAAGCUCUCAGUGCCAGCCAGUGAUGAGGAGGAUGAGGUACCUGCCCCAAUACCCCGAGGAGGGAAGAAAACCAAGGGUGGUAAUGUUUUUGCAGCCCUGAUUCAGGAUCAAAGUGAGGAUGAGGAGGAGGAAGAAAAACAUUCUCCCAAGCCUGCCAAGUUGGAAAAGAAUCGGAUUAAUAAGGCUGUAUCUGAGGAACAACAGCCUGGGCUGAAGGGCAGAAAGGGAAAGGAAGAGAAGUCAAAGGGGAAGACCAAGCCUCAAAAUAAAUUUGCUGCUCUGGACAAUGAAGAGGAGGAGGAUGAAGAAGAAGAAAUAACAAAACAAAAGGAGCCACCCAGACAAGGGAGGGAGAAGACCAUGAAGGCAGAGCAGGGUUCAGAGGAAGAAGGAGAAGAGGAGGAAGAAGAAGGGGAGUCUAAGACUGAUGAUCCUUAUGGGCACCUUAGCAAAAAGGAGAAGAAAAAGCUAAAGAAACAAAUGGAGUAUGAGCGCCAGGUGGCUUCAUUAAAAGCAGCCAAUGCUGCUGAAAAUGAUUUCUCCGUGUCCCAAGCAGAGGUGUCCUCCCGCCAAGCCAUGUUAGAAAAUGCAUCUGACAUUAAGCUGGAGAAGUUCAGCAUCUCGGCCCACGGCAAGGAGUUAUUUGUCAACGCAGACUUGUACAUCGUAGCUGGCCGCCGCUAUGGGCUAGUGGGACCCAACGGCAAGGGCAAGACUACUCUCCUCAAGCACAUUGCCAACCGGGCCUUGAGCAUACCUCCCAACAUUGACGUGCUGCUGUGUGAGCAGGAGGUGGUAGCAGAUGAGACGCCAGCUGUGCAGGCUGUUCUUCGGGCCGACACCAAGCGAUUGAAACUGUUGGAAGAGGAGCGACGGCUCCAGGGGCAGCUGGAGCAGGGAGAUGAUGCAGCUGCUGAGAGGCUAGAGAAGGUAUAUGAGGAAUUGCGGGCGACUGGGGCAGCAGCUGCAGAGGCCAAAGCCCGGCGGAUCCUGGCUGGUCUGGGCUUUGACCCUGAAAUGCAGAAUCGGCCCACACAGAAGUUCUCUGGGGGCUGGCGCAUGCGUGUCUCCCUGGCCAGGGCAUUGUUCAUGGAGCCCACGCUGCUGAUGUUGGAUGAACCUACCAACCACCUGGACCUCAAUGCUGUCAUCUGGCUCAAUAACUACCUCCAGGGCUGGCGGAAGACAUUGCUCAUCGUUUCCCAUGACCAGGGCUUUCUGGAUGAUGUCUGCACCGAUAUUAUUCAUCUCGAUGCCCAGCGGCUCCAUUACUAUCGGGGCAAUUACAUGACCUUCAAGAAGAUGUAUCAGCAGAAGCAGAAAGAACUGCUGAAGCAGUAUGAGAAGCAGGAGAAGAAGCUGAAGGAGCUAAAGGCAGGUGGCAAGUCCACCAAGCAGGCGGAAAAGCAAACAAAGGAAGCCCUGACUCGAAAGCAGCAGAAAUGCCGGCGGAAAAACCAAGAUGAGGAAUCACAAGAGGCCCCCGAGCUCCUGAAGCGCCCCAAGGAGUACACUGUGCGCUUUACUUUCCCUAAUCCCCCACCGCUCAGCCCUCCUGUGCUGGGUCUGCAUGGUGUGACGUUUGGCUAUGAGGGGCAGAAACCACUCUUUAAGAACCUGGAUUUUGGCAUUGACAUGGAUUCAAGGAUCUGCAUCGUGGGCCCUAACGGUGUGGGGAAGAGCACCCUGCUUCUGUUGUUGACGGGCAAGCUGACACCAACUCAUGGAGAAAUGAGAAAGAACCACCGGUUGAAAAUUGGCUUCUUCAACCAGCAGUAUGCAGAACAGCUGCGCAUGGAGGAAACACCCACUGAAUAUCUGCAGCGGGGCUUCAACCUGCCCUACCAGGAUGCCCGGAAGUGCCUAGGCCGCUUUGGCCUUGAGAGUCAUGCCCACACCAUCCAGAUCUGCAAACUCUCUGGUGGGCAAAAAGCCCGAGUUGUGUUUGCUGAGCUGGUUUGUCGGGAACCCGAUGUCCUCAUCUUGGAUGAACCCACCAAUAACUUGGACAUUGAGUCUAUUGAUGCUCUUGGGGAAGCCAUCAAUGAAUACAAGGGUGCUGUGAUCGUCGUCAGCCAUGAUGCCCGACUCAUCACCGAAACCAACUGCCAGCUGUGGGUGGUGGAGGAGCAGAGUGUAAGCCAGAUCGAUGGUGACUUUGAGGACUACAAGCGGGAGGUAUUGGAGGCUCUGGGUGAAGUCAUGGUCAUCAGACCCCGAGAGUGA